AUGGAUAGAGCUAAUGAUCAACGUAGAAGUCCACCAAACUAUAACCGACCAAGAGAUUUCAUACCUCACCGUGCUAAUUCUUAUAAUUUUUACCCUCCAGAAAGGGAUAAUUAUGGUUCUAGUUCUCACUACAUGCCUCAUAAUCACUUAGAUUAUGAUUAUCAAAUGAGAGAGCCACAAAUGCCUUUAGAUAGAUAUGAUGAACGAGAAGAAGAAUCACAAUUCGGAUUUAGAGGACAAGUUCCAUAUGGUGGAAAUACAAGAGAUCAAAAACCAUACGGAAGACCUCCAAUAUCAUCUCAUAUUCAACCAUAUAAAAGAAGACCAUCUUAUCGUGGAAAUUCUAUGCAUCAUCAACAAUAUCAUCAACGUCCAUACUCUGGACCUCCAUUUCCUCCUGCCGCAUCAUAUAGUCCUCCUCCAGAUCUUUUUUCACAACCUCCAAAAAUUGUACAUAUUCCUGCUUAUGCGCCAGUACUCGAAGAAAAGUUGGCGCAAAUUAGAGAAGAAGGACAAAGAUUGAGAGAGGCGGAAUUAAAAUUAAAUGAAAGUGUACGAAAAUCACAAAGGGAACUUGAUAAAUCAUUAUGGGAAUUGGAAAAAGUUAAUCAUAAUACUGCUUUAGCAACGAGACAAGUAGAAACACUUUGUACGAAAGAGGAAAUAGAAAAAAUUGAAAAAUUAGCUGUAACUACUGAAAGGGAAAGGGAAUUAGAGAUCUUGGAGUGA
Molecule: messenger RNA, 729 nt
Organism: Funneliformis geosporum
Lineage: Eukaryota; Fungi; Glomeromycota; Glomeromycetes; Glomerales; Glomeraceae
Source: the annotation of a GenBank genome assembly